CGUACAUUUAAGUCAUCUUGAGAAUUUUUCCCAAUUUAUUGUUGUAAAAAUGUUUUACCCUGUGGAAUCGUUAAAAAGAGGGGGCCGUUUUUAUCUAUGUUGGGUAGCGGAUUCGUGGCCUCUACGUUUUGCCCAUAUUACACAUCGACAGCUUUGGUCUCAGGAUAUUCGAAGAAUAUGUGAGGAUUUAUUAGAGGUUGUAAGGAAUGAGUCCGGGCGUCCCGCCAAAAGAUUUUCUCUGCGCCUGAGCUCUCAGUUACUUCGAGGCGUUGCCAGACUUCACUACGCUAAAGCUUCGAAUUUGUUAGAGGAGCUAUGCAUGAUCAACGCUACUGUAAUAAAACAAACAAACAAGAAAUGGCAUAUCCACAAGGUUGAUGUGCAAAGAGUAAGGCAGCCACAGGUACAAAGGCUUGAAAUUCAAGAGACAAUCCAAGAACUGCCUGAAGAACAGAGGCUUGAAGAAUUGAUACAGAGAAGUGGUAAUGUUGUCUCAAACAUAGAAGAUAUUACACUAAAAGAAGCCACUAUUACAGAUGUUUUAUUGCCAGCAAAUGAUGGUUUCGGCGAAGAACACCCUGAGCAUGCUCUACAUUUGCUGCAAGACCGCACGCUGGAGAUGAUGUUAGUGCAGCCGGAACUGUCCAGCGUCCACAGCGGGCUCGGCCUCGCACUCGACCUCACCUCCUUCGACAAGUCGGAGAGGUCGCGGCUAGGACAUGAACUACAGAUGGAACGCAUUGAAGAGCAUGACGUCACGUUGUUCAGAAAAUCUACCGGAGCAGAACUAGUUGCGGAAUUUGAAAAAGACAUUCCUGAAAUACCCGAUAUCCCGCCUCCUGAAUUGCCCGUCCCUCAACCAGAGAAAGCAUUAGAGGAGUCUGUCCCGGAGCCCACCACUAAUGUUGCUGUUGCGGAGAUGACGAAGCCACAGGAGCCAGAAGUUGACAUCGAGCUGGAGGAACUAGAAGAAGUUGCACCCCAAGUAAAAAGGCGGAAGUUCGGCAACAAAUUAAUAAUUGACAAGAAGAUUAAGAUAAGCACAAACCAUUUCCGGGCUAGGAUAGAAAAUCCAUUGGUGGAUUUACGAUGCGAGGACAGCUUGGACGACAUCAUUUGUAUCCGAGUGCCACCCGAGUCAUAUUUCCGACGACCAUGCCACGGAGGAGCAAGGAUUGCGAGUAACUUGGGUUUCGACAUCACGCGAAUGUUCCGCAGAAAUCUCGGCGUUGUUAGUGGACAAACUCGAGUUGAUAGAGAAAUGGAGUUACCACGAGAAGCAGCUGCGCAUAAAUCCACUCGAACAUUUACGAGAUCGAUGCUUGAAAGGAUAGAAGAAGAACAAGAGGUGCCUGUGGUACAAGAGCAGCUCGAAAUUCAGUUAGAGCAACCUAGAGUGUCGGAAGCUAAUGUCACAACAGACUUGCAAAAUAUGUUUCAACCGGAGCGAGUGAGCGCUGAAAAUGAAGAGAUGAACAUUGCAGAUAUGCUUACUCAGAAAGUGGAAACUCUGUCGCAAUCACGCAAGCGGACAGCGGAACAAGAAACAAUUGGAAGUCCAAAGAGACAGCGUUCAGUUGGUUAUGUGUCAUUCCGUGAGAGUCAGCUGGCUAAAGAAAUGCCGCAUUUCACCAUAGAUGCAGAUGCGGACAAGGAAAAUAUACCAGACAACAUAAUGCCACCACAACCCCAAGACGCAGAGAUUAUGCUGUCUUCAAAACUACAAGAGGCUGGACUUGCAGACAUCAUUCCUCCACCGAAUAUUACAGAAGUACCACUCAUCCAAACGCAGCGGCCAACGAUAUCGACGUCACAUAGAAAGUCCCAAACGACGGGCAGUGAGAGUUCCGAAACACCUUUAGGAAGUCUGGACAGAACCAAAGUAUCGCUUGGCGACUCGGAACAAACCACUGAUUCCAAAAGGUUCAUACGAGAUCAAUGGGGCACCGAAGGAACUAUGAUUAAGAUUCUGAAACACAUCAAAGCUAGACUGCAGCCAGUUACAGUAAGGAGUCUCAUCACUAAAGGCCCUGUCAUAUCGGGAUACAAGUGUAUAAUAGCAGCGCGAUGCUUCACGUCAAUACUUAAGCUGAAGAAACAUGGCUUUAUCAAUAUUACUAAAGACCCAGAAACACUGGAAAUAAUAGACAUCAGUUUGGGACCGCAGUUGAACUCCAGUGAAUGAUAUAGAAUGCAUUUUUUAUUAUAUCAUAAGCAAUGUUCUUUGGUUUAAAUAAAUACAUACAUAAAUAA
Trichoplusia ni (cabbage looper) is the source of this 2253-nucleotide messenger RNA. RefSeq lists its product as uncharacterized. Gene Ontology annotation, cellular component: cohesin complex; synaptonemal complex. The coding region runs from base 50 to 2185 and encodes 711 amino acids. The record is from RefSeq and is a predicted model, not a curated record. Gene Ontology annotation, biological process: synaptonemal complex assembly; mitotic sister chromatid cohesion; replication-born double-strand break repair via sister chromatid exchange. Gene Ontology annotation, molecular function: chromatin binding; protein binding. Lineage: Eukaryota; Metazoa; Arthropoda; Insecta; Lepidoptera; Noctuidae. The transcript has 16 exons.